AUGAAUGGGGAGCAGAAGAGAAAGGAAGGGACUGAGAGACGGGGAACAUGGCUGAAGUUGUCAUCUACACUAGCAAAGGACUUUCCACAGUCCCAGGAUGGAAAGAGAGCCCACGUCCAGCAAAGCCAGGACAACCUCACAGAGGUCCUGGGGGGUCUUGUUAAUCCUGUUAGUUACUGGAUCGGCCUGAGUCGGGAGAAGACCUCAUCCAGUUGGAAAUGGGUUGAUGGAGGAACUCUGAGCAGGGAAGUGGGCACAAUUAUCAACAACUUUCUGAGAGGGAAUUGUGCCGAGGGAUACUGGGAUGAGUCUGACCUCCUUUUCCAUCCUGCGGACUGCAACGAGGAACACAUGUGGAUCUGUGAGAGGGGGAGGCUCACUGUAGUGAUCAUAUAACGACCCCCCCCCAGUAGUGUGAGAUCCAGAGAAAAAAAGAGUGACUGUGAGUGUCCAAGAGUGACUACUAGUGUGAGACUGUGUCCUCUGCUCCUGAGGUUUCACCCUGCUGGACGCAGAAGAGUGAGCAAACACUGACCCCAGGACAGCCCCCCCAAGAGCUCUGGGACUCCAACAGCCCCCGCUGAGAAACGGAUCCAACGACUUCAGGAACUAUCCUCCCCUCUCAGCUCAGACCACUCCAGCAACAAACCCAUGCAAACUCCUGGGCUCUCGUACAAUCAGCCAUCGUGCAUGGGCCUGCCCAGGCCAUAAGAACUAUGCAGCAUAACUUUCCUCAUGUGCUGAAUGGCUUCUGUGAGAGUUCACAGUCAUGUGGAAUAGGCAGGCAACAACCUCAGGUUUGCGUUUUCAAAUGUUCAUUUUAUAGUCAUUUCCUGUUUCAACAAACCUCGGGCUCCUUCGUUGCGUGCUUGCAAAAACUCAUAACGCCUUUUGGUGUUGCUUUAACAAAACGGCUGAAGCGGCGUUUCUGCGGUCAUUGAAGUGCUGAAGCCCCAUUCGUUUCAACCCUCCUUCGCUGUGCUUUCGAACCAAUGAAAAGAACGCGGCCCUUCUGGCUGGGUGAGUACUGCCCUCUAGUGGGCGGGUUCUGGUAGUGCGUCACACUUCCGCUUGUAUUUAAAGCAUCAAGCAAGAAGGCUGGUCUCGUCCACAUCAGUCGAUGACUCUUAAACCCAGGCAGCACAGUGUCGCAGGGGUGAGCAUGCCUGUGUUGUGUGCAGUGGGGCCCCCUGAGCUCAAUUCUGGCUCGGGGGGGAGUGCUGUCUGUGUGGAGCUUGCAUGUUCUCCCCCAUCUUGUUCUGUGUGUGCGCCCUGUGAUGGGCAGCUGUCCUGCCCAGGGUGGACCCUGCCUUGUGCCCCUUGCUUGCUGGGACAGACUCCAGCUCCCCUGUGACCCUGAAGUUAGAGGACAGAUGGACUCAGACCCCCACCCCAACUUGCUUAAAUGUCUGAGUACUUUUCCAAUAGCAAGGAGUAUGACGGGUGAACCACAAUUAAGCAAUUGACUCAUUACACCCGGCUCUGUAAUGCACAGCUCAGAUCUGAACAAAAACCGAAAGAUUCGGGGCCCGCCAGGACCUGGGUCUGACAGCGCCAUACUGGGUCCAAGUCCUUUUCGGACCUCUGUCUGUGAACAGCACCUCUCAUAAUUCCCAGACUGACAGACACCUCUAGCGCCCCCUGCAGGAGACCCAGGGAGAGAAGGACAUGGACUCAGCUGGGGAGUAAAGAAGAAUGCAAUGCACACGGCUGCCUUUUACUGAUGAAUUUAUUGAUCUGUAAAUGUCAAUACAUAAUAAAGAGUAAAUCACCCCGAUAAGAUACUCAUUUGAAAGAAAACGCUCUAAACUGAU
Molecule: messenger RNA, 1814 nt
Organism: Lepisosteus oculatus (spotted gar)
Lineage: Eukaryota; Metazoa; Chordata; Actinopteri; Semionotiformes; Lepisosteidae
Source: RefSeq, a predicted model, not a curated record